Molecule: messenger RNA, 4265 nt
Organism: Tupaia belangeri chinensis (Chinese tree shrew)
Lineage: Eukaryota; Metazoa; Chordata; Mammalia; Scandentia; Tupaiidae
Gene: THBD
Product: thrombomodulin
Exons: 2
Coding region: 1177-2544 (455 amino acids)
Cellular component (GO): membrane
Molecular function (GO): transmembrane signaling receptor activity; calcium ion binding
Source: RefSeq, a predicted model, not a curated record
GGCCCCUCGUCAGGGUCCAGCGCUGAACAAGGGACAUUUAUAUGUACCUGGGAACCAAUCUGGCCUCUCAGCGACACGCAAAGUUCCUUAAGGGGUCCGGGUGGAUUCCACUUGGAGCCUGCAGCGCCCCCGCAGGGGCUCCCCACGACCUCCCUUUGGAGGUGCGAGAUGGACUCCCCUCUGAGAAACUGGAGGGAACAGACCAGACCAAGGAUCCCCCACAUGCCUGUCCCUGUAAUGCUGGACAGGGAUUCGUCUGCCUCCACCUCUGAGUGCAACAGCCCCUUGAUGCCCCGGCAGGGCCCCCCAACUUUCCCGUGGACUAUCUGGGGGCCGGACUUGGCAGCGAAUGCCCAGGGACGCGCGGGUCCUUAGCCCACCUGGCCAAGGGCAAGGGAGGGCUGACUUCAGGCCUGCCCGCCCUGCUUCCCCAGGAGCCGUCCCAGCCACACCCACCCGUACUGUCUCUGGAGCCCGGAGCCCGGCCAGGCGCGCUCCCGCUCUCUCUCCCUGCCACCGUCUUGGUGGACAUCCGUGACUCAGGCAGCCCUCCCAAGUCCUCUUCAUGCUGCUCAUCUUCCCCUCAGAGUCCUAAGCUCUCCCCACUGCUCCAGUUCAAAGCCCUCUUCUUCCUGGUUUCCUGACCCCCCAUCCCACAAUCCAGGCUUUCCUUGAAAUCCGUGGUAAUAUUUACGAAUAGAACAUGAGGGCCAGGAGGUGAAGGAGGGGUUACAAGCGCGGAGCAGAAUGGCGGGGGCGGGGACUGUCGCCUUGUGAAAGCGGUGCUGUCCUUCCAUAGCGCCUGCCAGCCCGCCCGGGACCUCCCAGCGCCCAGGCCAGGCUUACUCAUCCCCGCGAGGUGAUCCCAGGCGGGAGCGCGCAUUCGGAGAACCCAGUAAUCCGAGAAUGCAGCAUCAGCCCUUCCCACCAGGCACUUCCUUCCUUUUCCCGAACGUCCAGGGAGGGAGGGCCACGCACUUAUAAACUCCGGCCGGCCGGGCGAUCAGCAUGUGGGAGGCUGCCUCGCCCGGGCUGCGCGCCUCCACCAGAAGCGUCUGGGCUGGGACAGACCCGAGCGGGUGUCACCGGCGGCUCCUGCAGCCCCUCCGCCCAGGCGCUGGCCCAGCCCAGUCGCGGCGCGGGUGCCUUCCUUAGCACGCGGCACACCUGGGCAGCAUGCUCGGAGUCUUGAUCCUCGGCGUGCUGGCCCCGGCUGGCCUGGGGCUCCCCACGCCCGCACAACUGCAACCCGGCGGUAGCCAGUGCGUGGAGCACGACUGCUUCGCGCUUUUCCGGGGCCCUGCGAACUUCCUCGCUGCCAGCCAGACCUGCGAGAGCCUGGGGGGCCAUCUGAUGACCGUGCGUUCCUCGGUGGCCGCCGAUGUCAUCUCCUUGCUGCUGAGUGGCGACAGUGGCGACGGUGCUCGUCUCUGGAUUGGCCUGCUGCUCCCACCCGGCUGCAGUGACCCCAGGCACCUCGGAUCCUUGCGCGGCUUCCAGUGGGUUACGGGCGACAACAGCACCAGCUACAGCAGGUGGGCGCAGCCGGACCGCGGCUCUGCGCCGUUCUGCGGCCCUCUCUGCGUGGAGGUCUCAGUGACCGGAGACCCUGCGCCGGGCGAGCCGGCUGACGCCGUCCUGCAAGCCGACGGGCGCUCCUGCGCCGCGGCCGCCUCCGAGCACUCCUGCGAGGAUCUCUGCCAGCACUUCUGCAUCAGAAACUCCUCCGACGCGCGGGGCUCCUACACGUGCAUGUGCGAGACCGGCUACCAGCUGGCAGCCGACCAGCACCACUGCGAGGAUGUGGACGACUGUAAGCUAGUGCCCAACCCGUGCCCGCAGCUCUGUGUCAACACGCAGGGGGGCUUCAGAUGCCACUGCUACCCCGGCUACGACCUAGUGGACGGCGAGUGCGUGGAGCCCGUGGACCCGUGCUUCGGGUCUACCUGUGAGUACCAGUGCCAGCCCGUGGGCCAAACGGACUACCGCUGCAUUUGUGCCGAGGGCUUUGCGCCCAGCCUGCAGGAUCCGCACAGGUGCCGGAUGUUCUGCAACCAGACCUCGUGCCCGGCCGACUGCGACCCCAACACCCCUGGGAGCUGCCAGUGCCCGGAGGGCUACAUCCUGGACGACGGCUUCAUGUGCACGGACAUCGACGAGUGCGACAACAGCGGGUGCCCCCAGGAGUGCCGGAACCUGCCCGGCUCCUUCGAGUGCAUUUGUGGGUCAGACUCUCCCUUUGCCGGCCAGGUGGGUCCUGACUGUGACCCCAUCACGGUGACCAGUGAUGAAGAUGACGGCUCUGGGGAACUCCCUACCACCCCGUUGUCCACCUCGAGCCCCACUCCGUCGAGGCAUUCAGGCGUGCUCAUUGGCACCUCCAUCGCUAGCCUGUCCCUGGUCGUGGCCCUUUUGGCACUCCUCUGCCACCUGAGAAAGAAGCAGGGCGCCUCCCGGGCCGACCCAGAGUACAAGUGCGCGGCGCCGGGCAAAGAGGUGGUGCUGCAGUACGUGCGGACCGAGCGGGCCCCGCAGAAGCUCUGAGAACACGCGUGCCCCCUCCUGGCCCCAGACUCCAGCUUUCCUCUCUGGCUACCCAGAUGGACCUAGAUGGCAUGACCUGGAGAAAACCCUUCCCCAGACUCCCCAAAGUGUUAUCGCUGGUUCUCUGCAUAGCUGGUGAGAAGGGAUGGAAGGAGGCUGAGUCCCGGCUUCUUCCUCCACGUCACCGGACAAUGGACAGAGGUGGUGAUUUACGGUGAAGGUGAAGCCCAGACUGCGUAUCCCAGGAGGGGUGAGCGGGAUUGGUAGGCAGGCUUGGGGCAGACCUUGAUCCGUGGUCUAGUGGUGACCGCGAUAUUUAUUUUGUAAGUAUUUAGGGUUUUAUUUCUUUCCUUAUCUCCAUUCUCACUUAAGGUUUCCCACUUGCCCUGUGGCAGUGAGACCGUCUGGCUGAACUCCCAGUGCCUCCUGUCCUCUGGCAGAGGUGCCAGGCCCCAUGCCUCCCUCCUUCCUCCCAGGCUUCUCCUCCCAGGAACCGGCCCCUGGUCUGGACCUCUGCCCAAGCGUGACUGACCCUACCUCUUUUUGCUCUGAGCGUCUGCCCAGGCAGAACUCAAAUCUGAAACAGAAAACAGACACACUAAAAACACACACCCUCGGGCACCCGCUUUUCGCCAGAUUUGCUCAUUUGUACCUGACAUUUGAGGCUUCCUGAGCAAAAUAAUUUUAACGAAGGUCAAGGUGUGAGAGGCAUUAAUACAAUGAGUGUUGCUGGACAGUUAUAGCAACGAAACCCAAGGAGUUUUUCUUAUACACUGUUAUCUUUACACAGUGAGCCUGGGUUUCACUGUUGCCAUGGUUCUGAUUUGAACAUGAAAAGUGGUCAUUGUUACGUUUCUUACGUGGUUUCCUUGGUCUUGGUGGUUGUUGUCAUUGUCGUGACUUAUUUGUGACAGCGCAGGGAGGUUUGGAUGGUCGCCGCAGACUCAGGAGAGAAGCGCCUCCCAGGAGACAGUGUAAGAGUUUUGUGCUGUCUGAUUCCUAUCGGUUAUCCUUUUGACUCUUACUGCUCCAGAAACUUAGAGGCCAAAACAAAAACCAGCUUGACUGGUUCUGUGGGCUUGAGGAGCUUGGGAAUGGAGCCUUGAGGAUGCCCUCUGACCGCUGGGCCUUCAUCAGGUCCCGGAAGAAUUUCUCCUAUUGCAAAGGGGCUUUCUGACCCUGGCCAUUGGAGAGGCUGCCCAUGGGAACCGGUUAAAAAUAUAGAAUUCGAAGCUCCACCCCACCAACUCCCAAGAGUCUGCAUUUUAACAAGAUCUGCAGGGGUUUAUCUGCCCAGUAAUCUGAGGACAACUGCAGAGACAGUUUCCCAUUUUCUGGAGUAUAUUAAAUAUGGAUCAGUAAUGAAGAGUGGGCCAAGUCAGACCCUUUCUUCUCAAGAAACUGAGGAAUUUUUAUUAACAGCUUUGCUUUCAGGUAGAAAAGACUAGGUACAGACCUCUAGCCACUGCUGCAAGGGGAGAGGUCUUUGGUUCAACGAGGCUAGGAAUGAAGAAACCAUGCUUCAGCGUCUGGAAGAAACUGUAUCAUUUAAAUGUAUUAUUAUUAUUAUUAUUAUUUUUUGUAAGGCAAAGGUUUUCCUCUCCUAUUUUGUCAACUCAGCACAUUUGUACAUAGUUAUUUAUUUAUUUGGAGAUAAACCAGAACACAGGCAAAACCCUUGCUUUGAUGUCACUUGUACAAAAUAAACAACUUACAAUGUG